UACACAUAUAAGUUGUGUUAAAAUGCCAACAAGCUGAAAUUUCAAUAUACAUACAUCUAUCAUAGCCCAUUGUAUGAUGUAAGUAAGUACUAUUUGGAUUGACUGUAUAUAUGUUCUUCUAGAAAAUGGAUCUGUUUCACGUAUUUUUAACAAAGGACUUUUUUUAUAUUUCAGACCUGAGGGAAGAUUUGAUAGGUCUCUACAGAGAAGAGUACCAUACCCUACCACUGUCACCUUUAUUGGAGGAAAAUGACACGCCUCUCCUUGAGUUCUACGUCAUACCAGACAUAGAGUCAGUGGAAAUUCAGAGGGCGCGUGGAGGUGGCAAAGAAAUUAGAUCAAAGGUUACGUCAUUGCAUGAUGUUUUCUACAAGGAAAAUGAACCGUGUCGCAAAAUUUACCUUGCUGCGGAUGCUGGGUUUGGGAAAACAGCAUUAAGUAAACGGCUCGUUUUAACGUGGUGUCAAGCCAAAAACUGUAUCCCAAACGAAGAUGAACAUUUUAAGAAGGAAGACAUUAGUACAAUGUCGAAUUUUGACUUUGUGUUUUUGUUGUCUUUACGUGAUUGUUCCGAAGAAUGGGACAUUGAUGAGAUGAUCAAAAAACAAAUAACUAAUGAUCUAGCACACACUAUUUCAACUAGUGAUUUUGAAAACAUUCUUUCUAAGGAAAGGUGCCUGAUAAUAUUGGAUGGAUUGGACGAAUUCACACACGCAAAAAAUGACAUUCCACACAGGAAAGCUAGGAGGAAUUGUACAAUUCUCACAACAACUAGACCAUGGAAGUUGGGCGUUAGUAAGAUACGUUCAAGUGAAAUAGAGCGAAAGUUGGAACUUAUUGGACUAAGUAAAACGUCUUCUAAAAGAUUAAAGAGGACUGUGAUCUCACUGUUAUGUGGUAAAACUGACAUAGAAAAACAUAUCCAAGAGUUUGAUCGCGCUAUCAGUGAUAGACGUAUUUCGGAUUUGGAAACUAUUCCGCUCUUACUGAUGUAUCUUUUGUGUUUAUGGUGUGAUGGAAUAGAGCUAGGAGCAUCUAGAACUGAGUUAUAUUGUCAGGCUGUUGAACUGCUCCUUAAACGAACGUUUGAAAAAUAUCCCGACAUGCAACAGUCGCGCGAACAGUCCCAGAGUGAUAUCCCACAGUGUUUCAGUGAAUAUGAACAUUGUAAGGAACACUACACAUUUCUGCAAGCUUUAGGACAAUUAGCAUUUGAAACGUUAUUCAGUGAAAACAAAGAAAGCACCCUUGUGUUUAGCCAGUCAGUGACAGAGAAACAUCUAACCCCAGAGUAUUUGAAAUUAAGUCUUAACUCGGGAAUAUUAACACAAAGUACAGAAAAGACACUAACAAAGCAAAUUUCGAAAUUUUCGUUUUCGCACAAAACUGUACAAGAAUUUUUUUGUGCAUUGUACAUUAGCUGUCAAAAUGAAAAUGAUGUCAAAAACAAUGUUCUAAACAAAUGCAAAAGUUUGCAAAGUAUUCUUGAUAUGUCGACAGUGCUUGUUUUCAUCAGCGGAAUGGUGGAUGCAGAAAUCAUUUCUUCAGUAUCACAGGAAUUUCUUUCUGUUAUCAGCGAAGAUAAGAUAACGAGCGAAUACAGAUCAACGACUGAUGAGCGCUGUAAACCUCUGAAAGACAUACAAGACAUGUACAUUUCUUGUAUGAAAGAAAACACGAGCGAUAAGGAACUCAAACUUUUCUGUCAAGAUUUUUUCUUUAGUGAAGAUUGUAAAGAAGAAAAAUACUUUACAUAUUUAGCACAGCUCGCGGGGCACAAUAAAAACAACAUGGCGUCAAUAAAUAUCGACACAGACCGUGGUCGUAGUUUACGUGAAAUUAUCGAUUCUUGCAAUGAAUUGCACGAACUGUUCCAGAUCAAUAAAAUAUACUACCGGGGUGAAGAAGAAAACGCACAGCUUCCUGUACUGUUGGACAAGUCGUCGAAAUGUGUCACUGUUUUACCGCCUUAUCAUCCUCGUGGUUCUUGGAGCCGUGAAAUGUUGGAAACAUUACAGAAUAAUUCUCUGUUACAAGCAAUUUAUAUCGAAGAUUUCAAGAUGAGUCACGAUGUACUGAAUGACUUUCUGAAUUAUAUUAUAAACAGAAAAACAAUGACGGAGAUUAUAUUGUGGGGCUUAGACUGUACCGAGCACAGGCAUUCGUGUACUUUCAGUUUAGAUUUUAGUCAGCAUUCAGAUCUAAGGAAGUUAGAAUUGGGCUUGAUACCUAAAGUGUCACAAUUGAAAGUUAAUAGUCAAGUGAAACACGUGAAGUUGUUCAAUAUCAAUCUAGGUGAAAUGUCGCUGCCUCCUGAAAUGGCGAAUAUUGAAAGUGUUUAUUUGGACAAUGUAAACAUGUCUGCUUCAACAUUGCGUGAUCUCGUUAAGGUAGUGGAGAAACGUUCACACAAAGUCACAGUAACAAUAGACUGGGGGUGUGAGAUAGAACCGAAAACAGAGUUUGAACACGUUAAACAAUAUAUACACUCAUCUCAGAAUUUCCGAGUUAUACCGCAGGAUUAUAGCUGGGAGUUUGUGUUUGAAACAAAUGUUGAAAGUUAAGUUACUAUAUAAACUCAGACUCAUAGUGUAAAUAUUUUGUAAACAUUCCAGUUGAAAUAUAUUACACACAGUUAGACAUAUGACAUAUAUUUGUGUAUAUAAAUACACGCGUGUUAAAAUAGUGACAACAAAAUUUUUGGAAAUGGAGGAAAAAAAUGGAUGUUCCUAUAUACAAGGACUAAUACACAGGUCAGUUUCCUUGAUACUUCAGAUAAAAGAUCAACGCCAACACCUCAAAACUAUAGACGUAUUUCCGGUGGCCAUGCUACGUAUAUAUCGCCAUAAAAUACGUGGAUUUACAAUUGGCCGCAAAUACUUCUGGACCAAAGAUCUAUACUUCCGGUGGCUAGGCUACACACACCAUGAUGUACUUGGCAUCACCUCUUGUUUCCGGCCAUUGGACAAAAAACAUUGCAAGACUUUAAUCGUAUUAUACCAAAAAGUCUGAGAAAAACUGCUUUCAGUUAUAAAUUUUCGUUUUUAGAGACAAAUCAUACUGAAUUUCUUAUUAGUUAGUAAAGAAAUGUCUGACUUUCACUUUUGUUAACACGUCGCUUUUAAACUUUUUUCUUAUAAGAAACGUUAAUAAGUAAAGUUUUGUAUAUACGUUGGUAUUAUGUAGAAGGCUUUCAAAAAGUCACACGCGCUGUCAUAAGUCUUUUUUUUCUCAGAAAGGUUUGAAUUGGCUUCAUUAUGAUGCUAAUUGCUAACAAUGGUUAAUUGUUAUUUUAGGAUAAUAAAAUUAAAAUAUUUGGAAAUUGCCGUUUUAUGGCAAAUACAUGUACAACGAAAUUUGCUGUGUUUGACAUACCGCGGCAAAGAUGGAAUUGUUGAAAUAUUAAAUGCAUUUUGCUCUAAGAAACAAAUACUUUGUGGGGCAUAUUAUCAUGUCGUUUUCAAAAUCACUAUUUGUUUGCAUGGUCCGUAGCCAUAUACUACAACAUCUAUUAUUUUCAGAGGAAAGUCUUCUAAUUAAAGGACUAUUUCUCUAAUAUGACAUGUACUUUUUGUAAAAAAAUAUUUGUUUCUAGCAGACGACUAUUAUAUGACUUAGACUCUCUGUAGAACAUUAUUUGUUCCUAGCAGACGACAUUCAUAUUUACAUUAGGAAGAACAUAUUUUUACGAAAACAUUGUAGAGUCCGUGGCGGACUUUUCAUAAUUUUGAUAAAAAAGUAAAACUGGGAAUCAUUUUUAGCUCGAAUAUUCAUAGAAUAGUAGAGCUAUUGGACUCACCCAUGCGUCGUCGUUCGUGUCCGCGUCCCGAUUUGGUUGAGAUUUUGUAUGUAAGGUGGUAUCUCAGUAACCACUUGUGGGAAUAGAUUGAAACUUCACACACUUAUUCACUGUGAUAAACUGACUUACAUUGCACAGGUUCCAUAACUCUAUUUUUUUUACAAAAUUUUGCCCCUGUUUUCUACUUGGAAUUGUAUUGGUAAAGGUUUUGUAUGUAAGCUGGUAUCUCAGUAUUCACUAAUUAGAAUGGAUUGUAACUUCA
Molecule: messenger RNA, 4061 nt
Organism: Mercenaria mercenaria
Lineage: Eukaryota; Metazoa; Mollusca; Bivalvia; Venerida; Veneridae
Exons: 2
Coding region: 126-2564 (812 amino acids)
Source: RefSeq, a predicted model, not a curated record